Procambarus clarkii (red swamp crayfish) is the source of this 621-nucleotide messenger RNA. NCBI's taxonomy places the organism in Eukaryota, Metazoa, Arthropoda, Malacostraca, Decapoda, Cambaridae. The record is from RefSeq and is a predicted model, not a curated record.
AUGGCAACUUACCAACCCAAACUGUGUAUCACUGAGAAACAAGUGUCAGAUGCCCAGCUUCAAAAAGUCUUAACUACAGUACCAGCGGUACCUAACAGUAACCAUAACAACUGUGACACUGGCCAUAUUAACCCCAAGGUACCUGACAGUACCCGUAACUGUGACACUGGCCAUAUUAACCCCAAGGUACCUGACAGUACCCGUAACUGUGACACUGGCCAUAUUAACCCCAUGGUACCUGACAGUGCCCGUAACUGUGACACUGGCCAUAUUAACCCCAUGGUACCUGACAGUGCCCGUAACUGUGACACUGGCCAUAUUAACCCCAAGGUACCUGACAGUGCCCGUAACUGUGACACUGGCCACAUUAACCCCAAGGUACCUGACAGUACCCAUAACUGUGACAUUGGCCACAUUAACCCCAAGGUACCUGACAGUACCCAUAACUGUGACACUGGCCACAUUAACCCCAAGGUACCUGACAGUACCAAUAACUGUGACAUUGGCCACAUUAACCCCAAGGUACCUGACAGUACCCAUAACUGUGACACUGGCCACAUUAACCCCAAGGUACCUGACAGUACCCAUAACUGUGACACUAGCCAUAUUAACCCCCCAUGA